Molecule: messenger RNA, 2519 nt
Organism: Spodoptera exigua (beet armyworm)
Lineage: Eukaryota; Metazoa; Arthropoda; Insecta; Lepidoptera; Noctuidae
Source: the annotation of a GenBank genome assembly
AUGCCUGCAUUUGAAGCACCAAGUGUUGAGCUAGGCAGUGCUCCUCAAACACCGAGUAUUGUGGCAUCGCCUUCACCUUCGGAAAUCUCUAGCGCCAGUUCUCCUGAACCUCCCAACAUACGAGCUACGCCUUUAUUUAGAGCCUUGGCUAUGCCCCCCCCUGAACCGGCUCAACCACCAGGCCAGGAAGAAUUAGAGCGACGACUUCCGGGCUACAGACGGAUCAUUAUUCCACGAGAAUUAACUUUGAUAGAGCUUUUGAAACAAAGCAGUGGUGUGACAACAGACGAUGAGGUCUUGCGCAUUCGAGAGGCUAAGCUUCGUGUAGUAGCUGAUCGAGUCGGAUUGAGGAGACUUCACGUUCUUUCUCCAAGACUUCGCGUACUCACGCUGGAUGGAAGCGCGCUUUCUUCUUUGCGCGAUCUGGGUAUCGGUUUAGUUCACCUCAAAAUUUUGAGUAUAAACCGUUGCGGUUUAUCGAGUUUGGAUGGCGUUUGGGGAUUAGGCAAUUUGAGGGAACUGUAUGCCGCUGGAAACCGUAUCCAAGAUUUACAACCUCUGGCCGCGUUACAGAAACUGCACACUUUAAAUCUGGCUGAUAACCCUAUAUCGGAUUCUGGUCGACUUUGGACACUAGGAGUUUGCAGUGCUCUACGGAAACUUACUCUCACAGGAACUCCUGCGUCUGAUGAUGUCGACUACCGUUCCCGUGUCGCUGCCGCAUUGCCCAUGCUGGUCUACUUAGAUAAUAGACCUUUGCAUACAGAUGUUACCUAUUCUGAUGAAGAGUUUGGCUCGGCGACAUCGUCUGAGAGUGAAGAUGAAGAGGAACCAGAUCUAUUGGCAAAAUUAAGUAUUCCACCGGUAGCAGAACCUGAACCUGGGCCGUCGACUAUGCCGGAUGAAAUUCCGGAAGUUGAUGAGGGUGGCAAUGCGGGUAAUUCAAGUUUGGAAUGCGAUAAUCUAAGUAGACGCAUUCGACGACGUCCAGCUACUACCGAAAAUGCUGGUGUCAGACCAAUUCGGCCCAACGUCCCACCGAGGCCAAAAACAGCUCAAGACAGAAGACAGAACUCUGGAGACCAUCGGACUAGACUUGAGAUACUAAAUACGCUUUUAGAUGAUGAGUGGCUAUGCAGCGGAAGUAAGUUGACCUCUUUGGAUGCUGUCUGCGGGAAUUUAGCAAAUUCUUUACGUCGCAACUCUAGCACAUACCAACGUCGCUUUAAAGAUGCACAAAAGGAAUUAGUGGAACAGACUAUAGAAGAUGCGUCAAGAGCGGUAGCAGCUGAAAUACCACGAGCACCUCGACUAGAAGAUUGGAUCAAGUUCAAGGAAGAAACAGGGAUUGACAUUGAAAUAAACUUUAACGAUAGACCAAAAUGUCCUGAUCCUACAAAAAUUCUUGAACGUCUCGAGAAAAUUGAAAAGGAGACUCAAGAGAGGAUUAAAGAAGAAACAUUAAAAGGGAAGUCUAAAGUUACGGAUGUGUAUUUAAAAAAUCCAUUCGCCAGUCCCUGGACACAGAAAUUAAAGUUGGAACCGCCUGCGCGACUCACAGACCCUAAAUAUGGAGUGCACAAGUACAUCAAAGUUAAUGGCACGGUACUGCACUAUGUUGAGAGCGGCGACCCUUCGAAGCCUCUAAUGAUAUUUGUUCACGGCUUCCCGGAGUUCUGGUACUCUUGGCGACAUCAAAUUGUAGAUUUCCAGAAGGAUUAUUGGUGCGUCGCCAUUGACAUGAGAGGCUACGGAGAUUCAGAACGACCAGAGGGCGUUGCUUCUUACCAAAUCCAACAUCUAGUCGCAGACAUAAAAGAUCUUGUAAUUCAAUUAGGGAGAGAGAAAUGUAUUUUAAUUUCUCACGACUGGGGUGGCUUGAUCGCUUGUCAGUUCCGCAACCAGCACCCUGAAAUGUUGCAUGGACUGGUCAUGCUGGCCAGCACAUCAAGUACAGCUUGGGUCCGCGAGAUUUGGAACAACCCUGAACAAAGAAAGCAAUCUUGGUACGUGUUCAUGUAUCGGGCACCAGUUAUACCUGAAAAAGCACUUCUCAUGAAUGAUCUAGAAAUUUAUGAGAAAGUCAUGUUGCUGCCUGGUAAAACCAAUACUGAUAAAGAAGACAUCGAGUGCUACAAGUACUGGUUCCGUAAGCCACUUGCUCUAACGCCCCCAAUCAACUACUACCGAGCCAACUUCAGAUUCGACAUGCCGGAGAUUGUUGAACAUAAAGAGAACGUACCCAUGCUAGUGGCACUCGCAGCCAACGACCUUUAUCUCAGCCACAGCUUGCUUGACACCAUAAAGAAGGAGUAUUCUACUAUAGAGACCGCAAUUGUUGAAAACGCGAGCCAUUUCUUACAGCAAGAAGAGCCAGAGAAAGUGAACAAACUGAUCAGAGACUUCCUCUCUAAGAAUAAUAUUUAAAUUUGUUCUAUUAUUUUAUCAUCCCUAAUAAUUUUGAAUGAUUAGACCGUUACAACAAUGGGCGUAGCCAUUGUGUAAGAGCAUCAAGUGUC